GUUUUCUAUUGUCACGUUUCUCAAGGGUCGAUUGAAUUGGAUUAUAAACGAUUGAAAACCGAGCUUAUUCCAAUUCAAUCAUUUACGUAAAUUGCCCUUGAAAUAUCCAAGUCCAGAUCAAUAAGCGCUUUUUGUCGUGCAUUAAAAGUUUUCAUAUUUUUUUAGUUGUUUUUUGGUGAAAGUUGGAAGACCUAAAUUUACAAUGUAUUUUUAAAUAUUAACUGAUUAUAACUGCGCUUCUAUUCUCUGAGAAGUUUUUUUAUAAAUUGAGACAAUUGAAAGACAACCAUUUUUGAAGUAGAAUUGUGCCGUUUCCCUAUACUUGUUUUCUACAGUUAAAAAAAAAUCCGAUUUCCGAUUUGAAAAACCUGGAACAUGGCUUUGCGGCUUUGCCAAAGGCUGGCCGGAACUGGUUUGACGGAAGACCAAGCCCUUUUCCGUACGGUAGUUUCUGUUUAGGUACACCUUUCCUGCCACCUGUCAAACUAGAAGUUUGGACAUUUGACAUUCUCACAUUCUGUUUUUGGAACAGAUGACUGUGAAGUUGGGAAAGGGAUGUGUUUGUAAUUGUUGCUCCUGAAAACAUUAAUAUUUUUUAAUCAAAGUUUUUGAGAUUUUCGAUUUUAAAUGUCAAGAUGGAAAAUAUUGAGAAAAACGUGGUGCUUCUUUUGAAUGGAAGAGAUGCCGAAGAACCACAGGAUUUCUGUGAUUUCACACUUGAAGAUCAAAAUGAAGCUGCCAUUUCAAAGGGUCUUGCUCCUUCUGCACCACCAGAUUUUGUUCCCAUCUUGAAACAGUCUGUGUGCUAUGUUGUGAUGGCUGUUAUCAUCAACGAAAAAAAUGAAAUCUUAAUGAUGCAAGAAGCUAAAAGUUCUUGUGCUGGGCAGUGGUAUCUUCCUGCUGGUAGAGUUGAACCGAAUGAAAGCAUAAUGGAUGCAUUCAAACGAGAAGUUUUGGAGGAAACUGGUUUGACAGCUGAAGCAUCAACAUUAUUGAUGGUGGAAUCAGCUGCUGGAUCAUGGUACAGGUUUGUUCUGGCUGGGAAUGUCACAGGUGGCUCAAUCAAGUUACCUUCUCAAGCAGAUUCAGAAUCUCUGCAAGCCAAGUGGGUCCACAAUUUAUCUGACCUCAGCCUGAGAGCAGGCGAUAUUCUAUCUAUAGUUGAACAUGCUCGCUCCUUCAAAACCCAGCUAGAAAGUCAGCAAGCAUUCCACCCCUCUCUUCUUCCUACGCCUCGCUCAUAUACAAAGUUAUUUUUAAGAUUGAUCAUCUGCGCACGACGUAAAACAAACAAUAGAGUACACAUCUUAGUAUCAGAAAAGACGGCGGCGCAUUUGCCCAUUUGCGAAAUUCACCCUGGUCGAAGUUUACACGCAAUCCUCAAAAAAUUUAUGACGGAAAUGUUUGGCGCUGAUUUACCAUCGCACCGGCCUCACGGAGUCUUAGCUUUGGGUCAUAAUUAUCAACCACGCCCCAAAAUCUCGGAUGGACUGUGUCUAACUUUGUUAGUUUCUGUGCGGCUUCCACUGGAAGAAGUAGGAUUAAUCGAUAAAUAUUCAUGGUUUCAAGUGAGCUUGGAAGUGGCUGGUAUUCUCCUGUCGAGAAUGGGAAAAUUCCGCACUGUUCCACUCAACGUCGUUCGGACUUCAGAAUCUGACGCAUAAAAUGACUUCAAGUUCUUCCGUGUUUUCAUUUCGUUUAGUUACAGUAAACGUAGUGAAUUAUCUGAUGUUUUAUAGAAUUGUUAAUGCCGAAAAGUCUUCUGUUUUUAAAUGUUGCGUUUUAUUCCAGCUAUCAUUCUUCCGUCCAUUGGUACAUGUCUGUCGGCGUUGUGUAUAUUUAUGAAACUGUGACGAUUUCCAAUACUUUUAUUUAUACACAUGAAAAUACACAGUUGUUAACCUUC
Molecule: messenger RNA, 1906 nt
Organism: Daphnia pulex (common water flea)
Lineage: Eukaryota; Metazoa; Arthropoda; Branchiopoda; Diplostraca; Daphniidae
Product: 8-oxo-dGDP phosphatase NUDT18-like
Exons: 8
Coding region: 636-1664 (342 amino acids)
Molecular function (GO): 8-oxo-GDP phosphatase activity; magnesium ion binding; 8-oxo-dGDP phosphatase activity
Source: RefSeq, a predicted model, not a curated record